Messenger RNA from Cucurbita pepo subsp. pepo (vegetable marrow), 2886 nucleotides. Its product is annotated as putative disease resistance protein At5g66900. Gene Ontology annotation, molecular function: ADP binding. NCBI's taxonomy places the organism in Eukaryota, Viridiplantae, Streptophyta, Magnoliopsida, Cucurbitales, Cucurbitaceae. The record is from RefSeq and is a predicted model, not a curated record.
GAGAACUCCAAUCAAUUUUCAAGCUCCAAGUAUGUUGUUGUACAUGCACGCUAAAUUCUUAUUUUCAGACCAAUUAUUGUGUUUCCUUCCAAAACAAUUCCAAGAUCCACUUUCUCAACUUUUCAAUCAUGAUUGUCCACAUUUCUUCGAUGAAACCCCGGAGAUUCCAAAGACUACAAAGCGAGGAAAAGGGGUUUGGCUGAUUGGUAAAGGUAUUGCUAUUUGCCAUCAGUUGGUCUAUUUUUGACGGAAAAAAUGGCGCUGGAAUUGGUGGGUGGAGCUGUUUUGGGCGCCGUAGUUGGGGAGCUGUUCAAAGUAAUCUUGGAUUUGGGCGAAAGGGCCAUCAAUUUCAGUCCUGUUCUUAAGAAUAUCAGUUUCAAGCUAAAAGCUAUAAUCCCUUUGGUGAACCAAAUUGAUGAGAUUAAUGAGUUUCUCGAUUACCCAAAAGAAGAAACAGAGAAAUUGAGGGAUCUAAUGGAUGAAGGGAGGCGGCUACUUCUCCAGUGCGGCGAUGUGAAAUUGGGGAAUCUUGAUUAUCUGAAGAAACCAUUUUACACCAAAAAGCUUCGCGACUUGGAUACUGAACUCCGAAGCUUCAUGGACGUUUUGAUGCUCCAGAUGUCUAGAGACCAGAAGAGGAACUUGAAGUUGAUGAACCAACUUAUGGAGAUUCUCUGCAGAAUCGAUAGCAGAGGUGGGUCGAGCAAGCCAGUGGAUUUCAUAGUAUCUCCAUGUCUGGUUCCUCAACUGCAAGAAGAAACUGUUGGGUUGGAGAAACCAGUUAAAGAGUUGAAGGUCAAAAUUCUCAAAAACGAGGUUCGAAUGUUGGUUGUGACAGCUCCUGGGGGCUGUGGAAAAACCACACUGGCCUUGAGGUUUUGCCAUGACAAAGAAGUCAAAGAUAUAUUCCAGGGGAAGAUCAUCUUUGUUGCAGUUUCAAGAAAACCAGACUUGAAGCUCAUAAUGAAAAACAUAAUUGAAAGCCUCAGAGGCAUUCAAUUGCCUGAUUGGCAAAGUGAUGAGCAUGCAUUCUGCUAUUUAGAAUUGUGGCUGAAGCAAACAAGCCAAAAACCUAUAUUGAUUGUGCUGGACGAUGUGUGGAAUGGGUUAGAAUCAGAAUGCCUUCUUGAUAAGCUUUCUCAAAUGCCUUGCUGCAAGAUCUUGGUCACUUCAAGGUUUUCUUUCCCAAGAUUUAGUGAGUCUUAUUAUUUGGAACCUUUGAACCAUGAGAACGCAAUCAAACUUUUUCGUCGCUCAGCAUCAUUGGACAAUGGAAGUUCUAAGCUCCCUGAUGAAGAAACUUUAGAAAAGGUAAUUGGGGGAUGCAAGAGACUCCCUCUUGCACUGAAGGUAAUCGGAAGAUCACUUUCCCGCAGACCGACAUCGGUUUGGAGAGUUACAGGGAGGAAUUUGUGUAGAAGUGGCUCCAUAUUUGAUUCUGAGAAAGAGCUUCUUGAAUGCCUGCAGAGCAGUCUGGAUGUGUUGGAUGAUAAGAUGGUGACUAAGGAGAGUUUCAUGGAUUUAGGUUCUUUUCCUGAAGACCAGAGAAUUCCUGCUUCUACCUUCAUUGACAUUUUCACAGUUUUGUAUGGAGAAGAUGAAAAUGAAGCAAUGGUCACCCUCCAUGAACUAUCCUCUCGGAGUCUACUUAAUUCUGCCACUACAAGAAAAUAUGAUGAUGAGUUCUACGAAGAGCAGUUUUUUAGUCAGCAUGAUAGUCUUAGAGAUUUGGCUAUCUACUUGAUGAAUAUAGAGCCCAUAGAGCAAAGAAAAAGAUUGUUCUUGGAGAUGAAUGGAAAUGAUUUCCCUAAAUGGUGGGUAGAACAAGAGAAGCAUCCCUCCAAUGCCCGUCUGAUAUCCAUAACCACAGAUGAGAGAUUCUCAUCAAGUUGGCCUGACAUGGAAGCACCUAAAGUGGAGGUUCUGAUUCUUAAUCUUCAGUCAAGAACAUACAACUUGCCCGGGUUCAUCAAGAGAAUGAAUAAUUUGAAAGCUCUAAUCAUCACAAAUUUUGGGUGUUUUCUAACUGAGGUGACAAGUGAAGAUAAUCAACCAUUCAACCGUCUGCAAAAUCUUGAACGAAUCAGGUUCGAGCGAAUUUCAGUACCUCGCUUUCGUAAUAAUCAGAACCUGAGACCACUGAGAAAUCUGCAGAAAAUAUCCUUCGUGAUGUGCAAAUUUGGUAAAACAUUCAUCAACAUUUCAAGCCAAAUCUCGGAAUUGUUACCCAACUUGGUGGAGAUUUCCAUAGACUUAUGCAACGAUUUGAGUGCAAUCCCCAAUGGGGUGUGUGACAUUGUGAAGUUGCAAAAGCUGAGCAUUACAAAUUGCCAUGGACUAACUUCGUUGCCACAAGAUCUUGGAAAGCUGAUUAAUCUAAAAAAGCUGAGGAUUAGAUGUUGCAUAUAUCUAUCAGAGUUGCCGGAGUCGACGACGAAGCUUCGGGAAUUAGUCCAUCUUGAUAUAUCACACUGUCUUGAUCUUGUCAAGCUUCCUGAGAAGAUCGGUGAAUUGCAUCGAUUAGAAAAGCUCGACAUGAGGCACUGCACGAGCUUGCGCAAGCUGCCAUCGUCGAUCAGAAAUCUGAAAAAUUUGACCCUUCUAUGUGAUGGAGAUAUUGCAGAGUGGUUGAAAAUGGUUGCACCCCGCCUUGGGAAACAGGUGAAAGUGCAAGAGGAAGAAGCCAACCUGGAUUGGCUAUGUUUAUGACCCAUUCCAUUCUUUCAUUUACUACAUUUAAAAAAAGUGUUAAAUAAUUUAAUAAACCAACGAUUGUAAUCGUUUGUUGGGCUGGGCCUACAUAACCCACUGUUAUUUGCAUUUUGGGCCAAAUGGUGGGUUUCCUUUUAGUAAUGGGCCGGAUUUAAAUAUAGCCCAUUGGUAGGU